AACAAAGCCACAAAUUCUUUUCACUGUAUUAAGUUGCCGCUUUUUCUUUAGCCUAGUUAUUAUUUUAAGUAAUUACCUUUUAACUGUUCCUGUCUACGUAGCCUGUUAGAUCGACUUUGUGAUGCAAGCAUGCUUUUGAUCCAGAAAGUACAGACACAGUCACUUGCUCCAGUGCAGAGCAGCUGUCGUCUGCAGAUGUGAUUCUGUCCGAGCACAGCUGCACCAUUCACCAAUCGACACCCUCCAUGGUCACCUAGCAACUAGGCAUCUCCAACGACUCCCAGUAAAACCUCCUCUGUGUAGUUGCUACAGAUCCCUGAACUAAACCGACUAAUACAUACAUAAAUAAACAACAAGCACAGGAGGCAGCCUUGAGACUCUGGAGGGUUUCUGUUGGGAUGGCUCGGCUCCUCUCCCCACAAAGAUGCUGUUGGCUCAUGCCUCCUGUGACGCUGGUCUCCCUGGCCGCGUGGAUACUGCUCACAGGUCCCAACGAGCUCACCUCUCACCUCAGGCACCAGGAUACCUGGUGGGACUACACUGAAGCCAACCUCAGCACUUUCAACUGCGACCCCGUCCUGAGAGGAGAGCCGGAGGCCGUGGAGCAGGCGAAACUCCUCAGCUUGGAGCAACUGUUCCGGAAACACACCCGCCUCUCAGACGACCACUUCUUAAACGUCAGCCAGGACUGCGACACCUUCCUGUCCUCCAGGAAGUACCUGCCUUUUCCCUUGAGCCGCGAGGAGGCAGAGUUUCCUAUUGCCUUCUCGCUGGUUGUCCACCACAAGGUGCACAACUUUGAGAGGCUCCUGAGGUCCAUUUACGCCCCUCAGAACUUCUACUGCGUCCACGUCGACACCAAGGCACCAGCCUCCGUUUUGGCCGCCGUCACCUCCAUCACUUCCUGUUUCCAGAACGUCUUCCUGUGUAGCCGGCCAGUGGUGGUGGUCUACGCAGGCUGGUCGCGCGUCCAGGCCGACAUCAACUGCAUGCGCGACCUCUACAACAUCAGCGCCUCGUGGAAGUACUUUGUCAACCUGUGUGGUCAGGACUUCCCCAUCAAGACUAACCUGGAGAUGGUGCGUAGCCUGAAGGCGCUGAAGGGCCGGAACAGCAUGGAGUCUGAGAGCAUGCCGAGCUCUAAGGAGGGGCGCUGGAAAAAGGUCCACGCGGUGGUGAACGGGCAGGUGCAGAGGACGGAAGAGGACAAGUCGCCCCCUCCCUUCAACCUGCCCAUCAAAUCGGGGGGGGCCUACAUGGUGGUGACGCGGGGCUUCGUAGAGCACGUUCUGACAGACAGCAGGGUCCUGGAGCUGCUGAAAUGGGCUGAGGACACCUACAGCCCGGAUGAGUUCCUGUGGGCGACCAUCCAGAGGAUGCCCAGGGUGCCGGGCAGCCAGAGGCCCAGUGGCAAGUACGACACCUCCGACAUGCAGGCCAUUGCUAGGCUGGUGAAGUGGCAGGGGCAUGAGGGUGCGGAGGAGGCCAAGGAAGCCGCGUACCCGCUCUGCCAGGGACGCCACGUCAGGUCCGUGUGCGUGUACGGGACAGGGGACCUCUGGUGGAUGUUGCAGCACCAUCACUUGUUUGCCAACAAGUUUGACGUGGACGAAGAUCUUGUGGCUGUCCACUGUCUGGAGAAGCACCUUCGAAACAAGGCCCUGAGCUUCGGGGUUCUACAGCUCGGCAAAGCGGACAAAGUUAAAGGUUGAGAAGGAACAAAAAAACGCUUAACCCUUGUGUUAUCUUCGGGUCAUUCUGACCCAUCAGUCAUUGUGACCCACCGUCGUAUUGCGACAACUUUACCGCAUACAAAAACAAAGUGAAGCAUUUUCUUUUAACCGUUGGGCUGUCUCAGACCCCCCACAUUGCGAAGGUUAAAAGAAAAUUAUUUUUAUUUGUUUUUGUAUUGGGUAAAAUUGUCUAAAUACAACGAUGGUUCGUUAUGAACCUUUGGGUCAUGUGACCCGAAGGCAGCACAAGGGUUAAAAGACAAUGGGGUUAGAAUUUCUUGCCUGCACUGCUCUAUCUAAUUUUCUAGGGUGGAGCAAAUAAGUAACCUAUUUGGUGAGCACUAUCAGGGGCGCCUGCAGGAAUUUUGGUGCCCACGAAAAAAGAAAAAAAUAUAUUAAAUUAUUAUUUUACCUCCUAUUAAAUUAGUUUUGGGGGUUUAAUUCUUGCAUAUACUCAGGAAUUAUGUCUUUGUUUUGGUUUGGUUGGAUAUUUAAGGAAGAGACACCACACCGUUCAUAGUUCUGAUGGUAUUUACUGAACAUCUUGAUUAUUUUACUGUGAAUUAAUGCACAAAUAAAUGAUUAAUUACA
This is a messenger RNA of Osmerus eperlanus (European smelt), 2324 nucleotides long. Its product is annotated as beta-1,3-galactosyl-O-glycosyl-glycoprotein beta-1,6-N-acetylglucosaminyltransferase-like. NCBI's taxonomy places the organism in Eukaryota, Metazoa, Chordata, Actinopteri, Osmeriformes, Osmeridae. The record is from RefSeq and is a predicted model, not a curated record. The transcript has 2 exons. Gene Ontology annotation, cellular component: membrane. Gene Ontology annotation, molecular function: beta-1,3-galactosyl-O-glycosyl-glycoprotein beta-1,6-N-acetylglucosaminyltransferase activity. The coding region runs from base 399 to 1712 and encodes 437 amino acids.